ACUGUCACCAUACCUACAUCUUAAACAGCAGUUCACUGAUAGAGGGCGUAUAUCUGAUACAACCUGUAGACUACCCAGAACCAUUUGCAGUGUAUUGUCAGAUGACUGAUACUGGAGUGUGGACAGUUAUACAGAGAAGACAAGAUGACACUGUAGAAUUCUAUAACCAAUGGCAGGCGUAUAAAUGGGGGUUUGGUCAACUAACUGGUAAUCACUGGUUAGGAAAUGAGAAAUUAUUUUAUAUUUUAAGAAGUGGUGUAUAUAAAUUACGAGUUGAUUUAGGGGACUGGGCGGGUAAUACCAAAUAUGCAGAGUAUGAUUUUAUGCAGAUUGGUAACGAAGAGUCCAAAUAUACGCUGUCAAUCGGUGAAUAUUCUGGUACUGCUGGGGAUUCUAUGAGUUAUCAUGAUGGUAUGAAAUUUAGCACAAAGGAUCAAGAUCAUGAUUUAUCCUCACAUUGUUGUGCAUGUGAUUCAAGAGAAUAUGGCCGUGGUGGAUGGUGGUAUAAUGCUUGUAAGCAUGCUAAUUUAAAUGGUCCAUACAUCAAUUCUAAUGGUAAUAAAGUUACCCAUUUAUAUUCAAUUGCCUGGUACCAUUGGCAUGGACGUUACUAUCCACUUAAGAACACCACAAUGAAAGUACAAAGAAUACAUCCUUGA
Saccoglossus kowalevskii is the source of this 659-nucleotide messenger RNA. Its product is annotated as fibrinogen-like protein A. The record is from RefSeq and is a predicted model, not a curated record. NCBI's taxonomy places the organism in Eukaryota, Metazoa, Hemichordata, Enteropneusta, Harrimaniidae.